GCCAAAAUCGACUGGAAUACGAGAAGAGAGUACGAGCACAGGCUAAGGCAAUGUCUGCACCCUUUGAGUAAACAUUAGUCAUCAGAAAGCAAGAGGUGGCAAACCUUGUAAUAGGGAUAAACAACAUUGGCUGUAUUGCCUAACUAGCACUGAAGAUUAUUCUGGUUAAAGGUGUAUGUGAAGUUAGUAGGAAAAAGGUUUUAAGUUCAUAUAGGAUUGAGCACAUUUAUGUGCAGUCUUGAAUUUUGUUUUAGCUUUACAAUGGACAUUUCAUUCCAUUCCUAGUCCUGAGUGACUUUGUUUUACAAAUGAACCACAAAGGUUGACCUUCAUUGCCUCCAGAAUUUUGGAUUGAUUCUUCUCAUGCUCUACUGUAUGUUACAGUAUAUAUACACAAAAAAAUUGAAAAACUAUUAAAAUACAACUGUAGUGUAUACUAGUCUUAAACUAUUCCUUUCCUUGUGUACCUGUUUUUCUAUUUUCUCCAUCUGUAAUGGAUAUUAAAUUAAUAAACUAUUUUUACCA
This is a messenger RNA of Cherax quadricarinatus, 525 nucleotides long. The record is from RefSeq and is a predicted model, not a curated record. NCBI's taxonomy places the organism in Eukaryota, Metazoa, Arthropoda, Malacostraca, Decapoda, Parastacidae.